Heterotrigona itama is the source of this 10020-nucleotide messenger RNA. The record is from the annotation of a GenBank genome assembly. NCBI's taxonomy places the organism in Eukaryota, Metazoa, Arthropoda, Insecta, Hymenoptera, Apidae.
UUUCAAGUACAAGUUCAUACAUUUUAUUGUAAUAAUGUUCUUUAUGUCCAUUUACUCUUGUGUACAAACUGAUUAAUAAAUAAUUAAACAAAGAUAAUGUAUAGUAAUAUAUUAUAAAAAAAAUAACAUUUCUUUUUUAUUAUACAUUUUCUUAUUAUUAAUUAUUACAUAUAUUACUUCAUAUCAGAAGAUAUAACGUUUCAUAUUAUGUAAAACUUUCCUUUAUUUUGUCUAACUGCACAGAUAAUACAAAUAAUUUACCUAUUCUCCAAAGUUUUAAGUACAAAUUUUUGGUUACAUUAUUCAACUCUGAUAUGUACUUAUUAAAAAAGCACAUAUUCUAUCCAUUCUCAUCAUCACAUUUAUCCAAGUUUUUAUCUACUUUUAUUUUCACAUUUUUUUCUUGCUCCAACAUCUUCACAAUUGUCUCAAGUGUAUAUAAAUGUUCAUCAUUUAUACCUGGUGCUAUUACUCGCAUCGCAGAUGCCAAAUUGUACAGAUAUUCUGUGUUUGCUCCACUAGGACCAUGAGACACUGAUAUCUGUUUUGCUAUUGUAUAGAUAUCUUCUAUACCUGCGUAAUUUGGAUUGUCUUCUCCACCUAUGUAAAUUGUAAUAUAAAAUGGUGUGUUUUCUGAAACUGACGACAACAAUUUUUCAUUUUUAACUUCGCUUGAAAAAGUGUUAUUUGUUAAGAAAUAUGAUGCAGUAUCUUUAAUUGAAUAAGAUGGAUAAAAGAGAACGCUUUUUCUUUCAUAACCUCCUUUUUCCCUGUAAUCCAAGUGUCUUACAACUUUAUCUAUAUUUUGAGGUGAUAUUCUAUAAGCAACACCCCACACUUGGUCAUUGGAAUUAUCAGAAUUAAGCAAUGUUACAACACGACCAGGUCUGCUAGGUAUCCCUCUGUGAUCUAUACUUUUCUGGUAAAAUCUUCUGAUAUAUCCUUUGAUGUGACCAAUGAGAAUUUCUUCGUAUGGAAAAUCUGCUUUCCAUAUCAGUGAACCAUAACCAAACACCCACAUUAUCGCUCUUCUCGUUAAAUAGCGAUUAUCUUAAUGAUCAUUUGAACUUUCCAUUUAGAGUUGUAUUUUUCAAUAAGAAUGUAUAAGUUUCAAAUAGUACAUUAUUUUCUAGUCUUCUGUAUGGGAUGUGUAUUAUAUAUCUUCAAUAGUAACACAUACAAGUUGGAAAAAAAAAUAAACUGUCUUUAUCCCUACAACAUACAUGGAAUUAUUGAAGGUCCUGCUAAUAAAUUAACAGUGUUUGGUAGAAAUCUUUUUUGUACAUAUAAGAUUCGUUUUAAACAAGGAACAUUGAUAAUUGAAGAAGAUUCUAGUAAAAAAAGACUUAAUGAUUGGAUAGUAUCAGCAAAAUGGGUGGCAUUUGAUGAAUAUAAUUAUUUAUGUGUUCUUUUAGCACACAACAAUGUUUGUAUUUAUGACAUAUUUAGUGAAUGUUAUCAAAGUGUAUCAUGUGAAGAAAAAUGCAUUUUAUAUGCUGGUUCUAUAUUAGACAACAGUGAUGAAGAUGUAAUUAUUUUUAGUGGAACUGUAUAUCAAGAAAUAUUGAUAUGGCAAAUAAAUUAUGCUCAUCAUGAUAAUACUUUUCCAGUUUUACAUCGUUUACAAGGACAUAAUGGUGUGAUCUUUUCAGUCAUAUAUGAUCCACUUGCACAACUUAUCUGUUCUACAUCAGAUGACAGAACAGUCAGAUUGUGGAAAAUAAGUAACAAUAAAAGUGAAGAUAGUGAUCAUACAUUAGAAGAAAAAUUAGAAAAAAUAAAUUGGAGAGAAGUCAAUAUAAGACUAAUGCGAACAAUGUUUGGUCAUACAGCUAGAGUCUGGAAAUCUAUCAUUAGAAACGAAAUUUUAAUUACCAUAGGAGAGGACUCUCUUAUAUGCACCUGGUCAUUGGAUGGUAAAUUACUUAACAAAGUUUGUGCUCACCAUGGUGCUGCUAUAUGGAGUAUUGAUAUAUCAGACGAUAAUAAAACUAUUUUCACUGGUGGUGCUGAUGGUGCAGUUCAUGCAUGGCCUUUUGUUAAUAAUUAUAUCCAAAAAGUUAUACUAUUACCAAAAGCACAUAUAUACACAUUGCCAAAAUAUGUGUGUUGCUUAAGAAGUGGUAAUUUUCUAAUUUUUAACGAAAAUGGCACUUUGUUUAUAUUUAAUAAUUGUUAUAGAAGUCUACUAGGGUCAUUGUAUUUAGAAAAAUAUAGUACAUACUGUGUUAUGGAAGUUUCUUUAUGCCGCUCCUAUGUUUGUUUUGCAUCAAGAGAUGGAUAUGUAACAAUAUAUAAAGAAGUAGCACCUAAUAAAGAAUUACAACAAAUUAUAGAAGAAAAGAUAAUGGAUUCACAAAUUUUUUCUGUACAAUGGCUAGAAAAUAAUAAAUUAGUAAUUUGUGGGAUAAAUGGAAUUUUAAAGAUAGUCAGUGUCACUGAAGAAGGAUUAAUCACUGUAGAAUCGGUAUGUUUGUUACCAUAUAGUCGAGAACGUUGGUUGACCGCAGCUGUUUUAUAUGAAACAUUACUAGUGUGUGGGGAUAGAGUUGGAAAUAUGCAUGUUUUUGAUCUUGAAAAACCUGUCUCAUAUAAUGGAGCGAACAUAUCUGAAACGAAUAAUAAAUGCAUCCAAACUUUUGUCAAAGUUCAUGGAAAGAUUGGUAUUCAGAGUUUCAUAGUUUUUAAUUCAAAAUUAAUAUCAGCUGGUCGUGAUGGAAUGUUAAAGUUUUAUGAGUUAAAUAAACAUGAAAACACAAAGUUAUUGUGCACUUUACAUAAACAAAAAGUGCCAAUGGAUUGGAUUAGUGGCUAUCUAAAAUCCUCUGAUGAUAUUUUUAUAUUAGGCUUUAAAGAGGUAGAAUUUAUAAUAUAUAGCAUGUUCCAUCAUCGAAUUUUGAUGAGAGUUCCUUGUGGUGGUGGACAUAGAUCAUGGGAUUGUAUGUUACAAAAUGAAUUUAUUACGUUUUUAUAUAUUCGUAAUAAGCAAGUGUAUGUAUCUGAUUUUCCAUUAUAUUCUUUCACGUCGCCAGUUUUAUUAAACGGUUUUCAUACAAAGGAAAUAUGUUGCAUCAAUCCGAUAUCAAAAAUUGGUCAGAAUAAUAUUUUUAUAUCUGGUGGUGAAGAUAGCACCGUUCGCAUUAGCUGUAUCUCAAGUACAACGAUGAAUAGCAAUUUCUUCUUUCAAACGUUGAAUAUUUUUGAUGGUCAUAUUUCCAGUAUCAAAUUUAUAACUUACUUAAGUUUACAAACUAACGAUUUUUACAAUAAAUAUCUCAUUUUUUCGGGGGGUGGAAGAGCACAAAUAAAAGUUUGGGAAAUUGAUAUAAAAAGUAGUGAAAUAUAUUUGCAAAAUACGGAUAUUUCUUGCCAUGACAUUACAUCUCACAUGUUGUACGGAUUUGAUCGUUUUCGUAAAAAGCAAUGGCAAGAAUCUAAUCACUUCUAUAAUAUGGAACCUGAGAGUCGAUAUAUGGAUAUUGAGGUUUAUCGUUGCCCAACAAAUUUCCAUUACAUAUUGCUCUUUGUUGCUUGUGCAGAUGGAUUUGUAAGAGUAUUUUUAUAUGAUAUUAGUACGAGAAAUAUUUCAUUAAAAGCACAUGUAAAAUGUGUUGAUCGUUGCAUAACAAAAAUAACCGUUUUAACAUAUAAUGAAAAAGUAAUUGUAUUAACGAUGUCCACUGAUGGAAUCGGACGAUUUAUUGACUUUACUAAUAUUAUUUCAAAGAUUAUAAUAUUUCCGCAAAAUGAAGAACAAGAAUUUUACAAUUAUAAAAAUUUAUUCAUUGUAAAGUUUAAUUUACAUCAAUCUGGAAUUAAUUCGUAUGACAUAAAAAUGAUUGAAAAGAACGAAUAUUUAUUAGCAACUGGUGGUGAUGAUAAUUUAUUUAACAUUAUUUGCUUCAAAGUUCAGUUUCAAAGUACAAAGAAAGUACAAAGUAGAAAGAAAGAAUUAUAUAUUUCAUUGUUAUCAAAGUGGAGUUCUUCCACUGCCCAUGCUGCUCAAAUUACAGGAAUAAUAUUUCGUGAAAAAAAUACAAUUUUUAGUGUUGGAGUGGAUCAACGAGUAAACAUGUACUGUUAUGAUUUUAACAACAGUAUCUUAUCUGUAACAUUUUUGAAGAAAAUCUCUACAUUUGUAACAGAUGUAAAAGGCUUAACCUCGUGGUAUAAUUCAAAGGAUGAAUCAGUUGUAUGUGUAUACGGUAGAGGAUUUGAAAUAUUGAUCUCCUAAUAUGAAAUACGCAGUUAUAAGAAAUUAUGGUGACAGGUAAUAUUGUUCUUUUUUUUUAAACUGAAUAAUAAAGCAAUAUAUUUACGUUUGAUUAAUCUUCUUGGUUAGUUAAAUAGUUAGGUAAAUAGUUCUACUUAUUAUCACCAGAUGGCAAACCCAUGAGACAAAAGUCAGUGUUGAAAUUAACUCGAUUAUCUUGUUGAAUCUGUUGAUGUUUAUAAAAAGCAAAAUAUUAUUUUAACUAUUAAUUAUUUUAUCGAGAUGACCAGUAUUACAAUAUCAGCUGUUCGGACACGAACUAGCAUACUUGAUAAAUCAUUAAGUAAGGGAAAGGGAGAGGUUAGCUUGAGUUGUUUCGCACUUUUGUUUUCAGAACUUGUACAAUACUGUCAAAAUCGUGUUUACACCGUACCAGAAUUACAAAAUAAAUUGGCAGAAAUAGGAACUGAGGUUGGACACAAAAUAACGGAUUUACUCGUUGUACGAGAGAAGGGUGGAAAACGUGAGAUAAAAUUGUUAAAUAUUUUAUUAUUUAUUAAAAGUACAGUAUGGAAAUCAUUGUUUGGUCGUGAAGCUGAUAAGUUAGAACAUGCAAAUGAUGAUGAGCGCACAUACUAUAUCAUAGAAAAAGAAGCGUUAGUAAAUAAAUUUAUAUCAGUUCCAAAAGAUAAAGGAAGUCUGAACUGUGCUUCUUUUAUUGCUGGUAUAGUUGAAGCUAUUCUUUGUGAUUGUGGUUUUCAAGCAAAAGUCACUGCACAUUGGCAUAAAGGUACAACAUACAUGGUUAAAUUUGAUGACGCAGUUGUUGCUCGUGACAAACAAUUAGAAGAUCGAUAAUCGAAGAUAUAGAAAAGAGUUAUUAAAUAUUAAAAUAAAAUUCUGUAUUCAUUUAUAAGUAAAGAAUCAAUAUCUUUAUAUUAAAAAUGUGAGAAAAUUCCUUGAUUUUUUAAAACUAUUUUUACAAAAUUUCCAUUUCAACGAUGAUUUUCUUUUCUUCAAUCAAAUAGAAUCAUAUGUAAGAAUUGAGUUAUAUAUCAGUAAAUAAUACACUACCAUUUUAUUUUUAUUUGCGGAGCAAUUAUUUUAUUAUAUUACAGUACAUGCAUUGAUAUAUACAUUACAAACUCAACAUUUAUAAACUAUUGUAAAAAAAAAAUGUUAUGAAAAUUUAAAUUCUCUAUCAUGAUAACUUAAUUGACCAGUGCGAUAGACAUGUUCUUCCUUAUACCUUAAGGUACUUGAGAAGUCUCCCACAUAAAAAUAUGGUUCCAAUAUAUGCAAUACCAAGCACCAUAUGUGGCCAAAAUUUUGUUUGCCCAACAAAUUCAUGUUGAGCUCUCAAUAGAGCUAAUCGUUGAGUUGCAUCAUCUAUGGGCAUUGUUUGUACCGUUGGGUUGAGAACUUCUUUCAAAUACUGUUGACGUAAUUGAAUUUUCCUCAAGUGUUUAAAUUGUAAUAUUUCUCGUUGUUUUGCAGAUACAUCGAAUGAUUCUAUUUUCUGUGCACACAUUUUUUCCAGUACAAAAUUUGCACAGUUCAGAAGAAAUACGUAUGCUUAAUUCGCAAAAAUGAUAUUUAUAUGUAUGUAAUCUGUUACAUUGGCAUAGACCAUACUAUUGAUAGAUACGUGGAACCUGCAUUAUCAAAAUGACCGAGCUCUACAUUUCGCAUUGAUAAAUUUUUGAUUUAUCUAGUUUAGAAAUUUAGAGUUUGACUGAACUGUACGUUUUGCUUUGAUAAGCCUUUGCCAUUUCAUCAUUUAUUUAUUAGCAAAUAAAAAUACCACGUAAUUUUGAGAUACAUACUUUUUUGAUAAAAUUUGGCAAGGGCUAUGUAUUUCAAAAUAGAAGUUUCAAUUUUUGGAUUUCGAUUUAAAUCGAUUAAAUGCACGAAUACAAAAAUAUUUGAUUAAUGAUAGUGAUUAAAGCAACUAAUGAAAUAGAAGAAAAUUUAAGUAAUGCCAACAGAUUACAAAGUUAGAUGAUUAAGACGCAAUUUGAAGAAUGUGUAAGCAUUGCCUGUGAUAAAAUGCAUCACUCACAUGUAGACACAUGUGUUUGAAAUGUUGGUUGAUAUUGCUAAACAUUUAUCAGAGUCACAUGACAAUUGCAAUGCGUAAUGGAUGCGUAUUUAAAUCGUUUUAUAUAAAAUAUUAGAGAUAAAUGCACAUAUCAUAAUGGACACGGAAAUUAAGAGACGCUGUCGCACACAACAAAAGCUGACUAGCAUUGACUCACGCAGUAGGAAUCUAUAGAAUAUAGAGAAGAGAGAGCGCUUUAUAUCUGGAAUAACGGUUGUUACAUCGUGAUUAUUUAGUGUUGUGCUACGAGUCCUGUCGGUUGUUGAAUUAUUCUUGAUAUAAUUUUAAAAUCAUGAAAACAUUUUUGCUUUUAAUUGCAACAAUAUUUGCUACGGCGCAGGCUGUGUCCUUUUUUGAAUUGGUUAAUCAAGAAUGGACAACAUUUAAGUUGCAUCACGCAUGUAGACAUUAUAUGUUGUACCAUAUGGGUCUUUACCAAUCAUAUGCAGAUAAAGAAUUUGUUUAUUUAGAAUCGUUCGUUCAUUUAAUAAUAAUGGAACAUAAUAAAAUAUAUAAAAAUGAUGUUGAGGAGAGAUUUAGAAUGAAGAUAUUUAUGGACAAUAAACAUAAAAUAGCUAAACAUAAUGGGAAUUACGAAAUGAAAAAGGUUUCGUAUAAACUAAAGAUGAAUAAGUAUGGUGACUUGUUAAGAUCUGAAAGACCUCUGAGUUUUGCUGCAUUUAUUGAACCAGCAAAUGUUGUAUUACCAAAGACAAUAGAUUGGAGAGAACUUGGUGCUGUAACUCCUGUUAAGGAUCAGAAGCAAUGUGGAUCAUGUUGGUCAUUCUCUGCAACUGGCGCUUUGGAGGGACAACAUUUUCGACGAACGGGAGUUUUAGUUUCUUUAAGUGAGCAAAAUUUAAUUGAUUGCUCUGGAAAAUACGGUAAUAAUGGUUGCAACGGAGGACUGAUGGAUCAAGCUUUCCAAUAUAUUAAGGAAAAUGGAGGUUUAGAUACAGAAUUUAGUUAUCCAUAUGAAGCUGAAAACGAUAAAUGCAGGUAUAACCCGGAAAAUAAUGGUGCCAGUGAUAUUGGCUUUGUGGACAUUCCGGAAGAAGACGAGCACAAGCUUAAAGCAGCAGUUGCUACUAUGGGACCAGUUUCUGUUGCUAUUGAUGCUUCUCAUCAAUCUUUCCAAUUUUAUUCUGAAGGAAUCUAUUAUGAACCAGAAUGCUCUUCACGAAAUUUGGACCAUGGAGUAUUAGUAGUAGGAUAUGGAACUGAUGAAAAUGGUCAGGACUAUUGGCUAGUAAAGAAUAGUUGGAGUGAAUCAUGGGGUAGCAAUGGCCACUUAUGCACAAUGGGCGAAUUAAAUGUGUGUUUUCAAAUAGAUACAGACAACCGUGAAAAUUUUCCAUCUGCAGCUGCUUUUCAGACAUUCAAAAAUCAAAGAGACACCUUUUAUGAGAUAUUUAGAAUAUGGGAAAAAAACCAUUCAGUGCCUGGAUGGACAUUUCAAAUAGCUUUAGGAAGUAAAAUAAGAACUAUGUUAACAUUACAUAAUGAUGCUGUAAAUUAUUAUCAUUUUGCAAGAUUGUUUAAGUCACAACUUUUGAUUUCUUGUAUACAAAAUAGACAACAGACAGAAGUAGAAGAUGACGAAAGUAUAAGCGUUUUAAAGACAUUGAAACAUGUAAAUCCAAAAAAGUUGAAUCAACUUCAAAAGCGACUAGUAACUCCACAGCCUUCUAAAAAUCAAAUUACACAACCGUCUUUCCCUGGAGUGCAAGAAUUUUUCAAGGAUUUUAUAUUAUUCGCUUUUAAUCCAAGUUUUUACAUUCAUUUAGAAAAUUGCUUAAUCCAUGAGAUAAUGGAAUUGAAUGAUACUCAGUUUAAUAAUAGCGAAAUAGAAGAUUCAGAAACAACGGUCGAUGAACAAACACAACAAAAUUUUAUUAUUUGUUUAUCUAGUUUAAGACUUCUUGCAAAAGUGUUAGGUCUCCUCAUAUCAUUACCAUAUAGAUCGGAAUCUAAUAAUUUUAAAGAUUUAAUAGCAACUCAAGUGGAAAUAAGAAGCAAAGUCGUACCAGCAAUAAAUUUACAUCUUUGUCUUCAUAAUGCAAUUGCAUUAAGAAAAUUAUCAUUAACUGUACCUUGGGUAGCAAAAUAUUUAGCUAUGAUGGAUACAGUGUCUCUUCGUUUACCAUAUUAUAAACAAACUUUGGAACUUUUAUAUUAUAUUUAUAAAGUUGUAAAUCAUUUUGACUUUUCAACAACUGAUAGUUUUAUUUCUCAACAAACAGCGAUUUUUCUUAAAUCUAUUUUAAGUUGGUUAUUCGAAUUGCCAAACAUUCCAAAAGAUUUCUAUCUUGCUUGGCAAAAGAUGUAUAAAGUUAGAGAGCUGCGAAGUUUGGAGCAUCUUGAUAAAAAUUAUGUGCAAAAAAAUAUACUGUUAGGAGAACCCGCUGUGUCCGUUACAUCAACUAAAUGUAGUUUGGACAAGUUGGAUAUCAUUAAUGAAAGAACGUUGCGUAUAUGUUGCCCAUUGAUUGAAUUAAACGUAUCUGUAUCGAAUUGCAAUACAAAUCUAAAUAAUUACAACGCAAAUAAACAUAUUACGCCAGUUUCUAGUCAACUUUAUAAAUCUGCUAAAAGUGCAGGUAUAAAGCAUUUGGAGUUGCAAUUGGAAGAGGCAUUUUUUGGUGGACAACCUGCAUCUACUCGAAAAACUGUUGACUUCGUAUCAGAACGAGUUGCUUCAACGUGUGUAAAACACAUAUGUAAUACUUUGUUAAUGUCCUCUAGAGAAACGAAUCUCAAUAAUUUCAGAGAGAUUUUAAAGAAAAAACAAGUUGGAAAACAAUCCGAAAAAUUUGGGGAACCACGUAAUAUUACAGAUUUUAAGGCAAUUGUGAUAACUGAUAUAAACACAUUAGCUAUGAAUAUGUCUAAAGAAUUGAAAGAUCAAUGUGAAGCAUCUAUACCGGGAAUUUGUGAAUUACGGGUAACGAAAUGCAUAGAUGCUCUUUUGGCGGAAGAUUCGCUGACACCCGUAAAAGAAAUGUGUGCUAAAAUUGCUACAAGAUUAGCUAUGGAACGUAUACAUCAAUGGAUACAAUCUCACAUAGUUGGUGGGUCGUUAUUUAUAAAAGACAUGGAAGUUGAAUUAAAUAGAUUUUUGAGGAACAAUACAUCACUGCAUCCUAAGGAAGAAAAGGAACAUAAUCCAAAUGCUAUGAGUCCAACAACUGUCACUGACAACUUGAGGGAACUUAUAUGGAUUAUACUUGAUAAUGGCGGUGAUUUCUUAACAGUAACAAUUGUGUCGACUAUGUUAGAUAAUUUAUAUCAGACUUUAAACGAAAGAGCUGAUUUAGUUGUGGGACUGGAAAAAGUUUUAUAUUCUCUUAGUACAGAUUUUGCAUUAUUUUUAGUUGCUUAUCGAAGCGAUCUGUUUAUUUCAAAAGUUCAAGACAAGUUUAUAACAAUAUGGGCGAUGAAUCGUUGUAAAACGUUGGAAUCAGACUCGCCUAUACAUAGAAUAUUUAGUUCUAGAAAUGUUAUGCUCUUAGCGCAACCGGAAAAGGAAGAAAUUUGGAUAGUGUUCGGAAAAUUUAUUAACAGAUUAAUAGAAAAAAAUGUUUUAGACAUUGAUAAUUUUAAAGCAUCAGAUGAAACAACAGAGAAAGUGAAAUAUCUUCUUGGUUGGAUAGCUGAAACAUAUAACGAGAUAGAGUUCUGCAGUGAUUACAAUUCAAUAGGCUGA